Molecule: messenger RNA, 956 nt
Organism: Oncorhynchus masou masou (cherry salmon)
Lineage: Eukaryota; Metazoa; Chordata; Actinopteri; Salmoniformes; Salmonidae
Product: probable E3 ubiquitin-protein ligase MID2
Exons: 1
Coding region: 150-956 (268 amino acids)
Molecular function (GO): zinc ion binding
Source: RefSeq, a predicted model, not a curated record
CAGCUAGUUUCAUUAUUCAGUCUGCCAGUGAGGCAUAGAGUUUUAGAGUCCUAUGUACUCAUAGUCAACUCUGUCUCUGAUCUCCUCUUUCAGGUGAUUGACCAGCUUCCGUGGGAUUCGAUGUCACCUCUAGAUUGGUUCUGCUGAAGAUGGAAACACUGGAGUCUGAGCUCACCUGCCCAAUCUGCCUGGAGCUGUUUGAAGAUCCCCUACUCUUACCCUGCGCCCACAGCCUGUGUUUCAACUGCGCCCACCGCAUCCUAGUCUCCCACUGCUCGUCCAACAAACCUCUAGAGUCCAUCUCUGCCUUCCAGUGCCCCACCUGCCGUUACGUCAUCACGCUGAACCACCGCGGCCUGGAGGGCCUGAAGCGCAAUGUGACCCUGCAGAACAUCAUCCACCGUUUCCAGAAGGCCUCCGUCAGCGGCCCUAACUCCCCCAGUGAGAGCCGUCGUGCCCCAGGUCUCUCCGGAGGCCACAGGCCCUAUAGCAGCAGCGGAGGAGGAAGCUCCGGCAGCCACAGCGCCCGCUCCAGCCCGGCCCAGCCCUCCUCUCAUCAGCACACUGCCACCAUGUCUCUGGAGCACCGUAUCAGCUGCCAGUUCUGUGAGCAGGACCCGCCGCGCGAGGCAGUCAAGACGUGCGUGACCUGCGAGGUGUCGUACUGUGACAGGUGUCUACGUGCCACGCACCCCAAUAAGAAGCCGUUUACCAGUCACCGGUUGGUGGAGCCGGUGCAUGACGCCCACCUGAGAGGCCUCACCUGUCUGGAGCAUGAGAAUGAGAAGGUUAAUAUGUACUGCAUCGUGGAUGACCAGCUGAUAUGUGCGCUGUGUAAGCUGGUGGGACGACACAGAGAACAUCAAGUCUCCUCUCUCAGCGAACGCUUCGACAAACUCAAGGUGAGCCCCCCACCCCCUCCCCCUGCUCUCUCUAAUACACAGAUCACACACUAA